Messenger RNA from Podarcis muralis (Common wall lizard), 625 nucleotides. NCBI's taxonomy places the organism in Eukaryota, Metazoa, Chordata, Lepidosauria, Squamata, Lacertidae. The record is from RefSeq and is a predicted model, not a curated record.
GGAAGGAGCGAGACCGCGAGGGAUCCUGGGUGACGCGGAGGUGCUGUGGGCGGAAGUUCCUCGGGUUAGAGGUCGGGAGGAGGAGCUUUAGCGGAACCUGCAGCUUCUUGGGGGCUUUUGGCUUUUCUGCAAGCAAAGCUGCGCUGGCAGUUACUUGCUUUUUCUGCAGAGAGUGCUACCCCUGCUCCUGAGCCGCCUGAGAGGAGGAGGCGAUGGCUGAAGCCCUGCAGAAGAAGCUCCAGGGAGAGCUGGAGAAAUACCAGCAGCUGCAGAAAGAUAUCAGCAAGUGCAUGACGGCCCGACAGAAACUGGAGGCUCAGCUGACCGAGAACAACGUGGUGAAGGAGGAGCUGGACCUGUUGGAUUCGUCCAACACCGUCUACAAGCUGAUUGGGCCCGUCUUGGUGAAGCAGGACACAGAUGAGGCCAAAGCCACAGUCGCGAAACGGCUGGACUACAUCGCAGGGGAGAUCAAGCGCUACGAGGGCCAGAUGCAGGAUUACGAGAAGAAGUCGGACCAGCAGCGGGAGACGCUGGCGCGGCUGCAGCAGGAGUUCCAGAAGGCCCAGGCCAAGGGGGCCGUCAAGGCCUGAGGGGAGUUGGGGGGGUCUUCCUGGACUGUGGG